ACUAGAAGUCCCAUAGACUUUGAUCAUUGUAGCCUUGUAUUGUCUAAUGUCAUGGGCCUUUAAAGGUGUGGUGCAUUCUGCAGGAAGCAUGAUUGUGACAGCAAAGAGGGAAGACUUGGACAGAAUGAACCAGAAAAUGAUAUUCUCUAGUCUAGUUAUUCUAUUUGGACAUUGGUUUCUGAGCCCAUUGUUGUUUUGUGUUGAAGCUUGAAGAUCUAGCUGAAUAAAUACAGAUUAGCUAAAUUAUUCAUACACUGAUCAAAUUGUGUUAUGUGGCCUUGAUUGCGUUUGAGUUUGCAGUACAUAUUGUUUUCACUUUGGCAACAACUGACAUUGACGUUUUAAUGUGGGUUGUUUUCAGUCAUUUGUUAUUAUGUUAUAGAUGUAAUGUAUUAUUAUUAAAUAACGAUACAAUAAACUAAUAUAGGUUCAUUUGCUAGGUUUUAUCUUCUUCGGGUUGACCGUAACCCGGCUCCUAAUCUACAGCCAGAGCAAAAGGACAAUUAACAGUUUUGAGGAAUGUGAGAAUAUUUUAUAUUUUAUCUCAACUUUGUCUCUCUCCAUCUGUGUUUUUUCUUAAAUCACUGCAAUGAAUGAGGCGUGCAGCAGGUGGCGCUCUGAGCUCACACCGGCACCCGUCAACAGCACGAAGUUAGAGAGAGCUCCCCCCGCCCAUCCCUUCACCAUUAGAAACCCCAGAGCAUGAAUUACCUCUCCAAAGUCAUCGGCGAGAAUUUACGACUGGUCAACAAAAGCACGUGACCACCCCCUCCCACAUUUCUCCCUGUCUCUCUCUCUCCUCCCUCACCUCACCCCUCACCUCCCCCAUCACACACACAUACCCUUCAAUCCAACACACACACACACAUACACCGCCGCCACCCCACCCCCAUGUUUGGACGGCACAUACAUAGCUAAAAACGAAGUACAGUGCAACGCCAUAAUUCACUAAUACAUCAUAAAUCGUUGCAAGUACCAGCGGUAUAACGACCAGGAAAAAUCUAACAAAUCAAGCGCACCUUGGUCCUCAGCUCUGAGCUUGCAACUCUCUAAAACCUAAAUGAGCUCUUACUUUGUAAACUCGUUCUCUGGGCGCUACCCAAAUGGCCCCGACUAUCAACUGCUAAAUUAUGGAGCCAGCAGCGGCGCAAUGAACGGCGGGACGUACAGGGACUCUUCCUCCGCCAACAUGCACCAUGCGACGGGCUCUUACGGCUAUAGCUACAAUGGCAUGGACCUGACUGUCAGCAACCGGGGAGGGGGGAGCGGUGCCACCAACUCCGGAGGACACUUCGGAGGCGGCUCAAUCAUUGGGGACUCCCCGGGCUUCGGUUCCCCAGCCCCCGAAACGGGCUUCCGACGGACGUCCAGCUGCUCCCUUGCGUCUGCCGCGGAUUCCAUGCUGUCACCUGGCAGCGGAGACGCUAAACUGGGCGCCCGGACGUCGUCUCCCCGUUCAGAGCAACCAGGAAGCGGUAAUCUCAGCUCCCCAAACCUGUCCUCGACCUCCUCCUCUGGCGGCGGCGGCGGAGGAAGCGGAGCGCAGCAUUUCACGGAGCUGGACGACGCGUCGCCCCGACACCGAGGAGUUACAGCACAAACCGCCGCUUAGGACCGGGCACCCGCAACGCGUGCAGAGGCGAGAGGGCGGCCCGGCGGGUCGGCCACCGGUGGCACCGCGGGAGGCGACACUCGGCCACCACAGAUAUUCCCCUGGAUGAGAAAACUGCACAUUAGCCAUGAUAUGGCGGGCCCGGAUGGGAAGCGGGCGCGCACGGCGUACACCCGCUACCAGACGCUGGAGCUGGAGAAGGAGUUCCAUUUCAACCGGUACCUCACGCGGCGGCGGCGCAUCGAGAUCGCCCACGCGCUGUGUCUCACUGAGCGGCAAAUCAAGAUCUGGUUUCAGAACCGGCGGAUGAAGUGGAAGAAGGACAAUAAGCUGAAGACCAUGAGCCUGGCAACUUCCGGCAGCGCUUUCCAACCCUAAACACGAAAUACAAAUUAAAUUUAAAAAAUGAAUCCAUACUCUUUGGAGGGGGUUUAACUACAGGCUUCUUUCCACGAGGGGAAAGUCAGACUAAACAGAAAGACAAGCAGAAGAAUGGAGAAAAAGAAGACGGCGAUGAAGAAAUAUAUGUACACCUCACAUCUAGAUUCAGAAAAAAAAAACACUCCUUCCUACAAAGUACCGUAAUGCAGCACUAUUGAUUUUUCGGCAUGUUUGUGUUUUAGGGCUAAGUAAAUUAAACUGUGGUACUUUCUACGUUGUGUUGUAUGUACAAAAAAAAGCAAGAAAAGGGAAAGAUGAAUAAUGCUACCGAACUGUCUAUACUUACGUUUUACCUUGCAACCUUGACGGUGUCUGAAUAACGUUUAAUGUCCACGUGCGAUGUUUUAUACUUGACAAAGUGCUUGAUGUUAACAUGUAAGCUCUCGUUGCAGGUUUACAGCCAGUGUUUAGCCUUUACCCUUGCGCUUUAUGUCUGUCUGUCAGUUACUCGACAUCUAAAUCGCCUCCUAUUUCUUAUUUAGAUCCAUAGAAGGUGCGUAUAUGUGCGCGUGUGCGUGUAAAAAAACAGGCCUGCUAACAUCUCCGAAUCACGUGGUCUAUUAUCAGUGGAAGUGUAUAUAAUUGUUAUUGUUCACGUAAUCAUCGGACACAUGUUUUAGAAAGGAUGUACAUAAACAUAUAUAUUGUUAUUUUUCAAUGUGACCAAUUGGCUAUUUGUAGUUGCAAUGCGCGUGCCUGUAUGAGUGAGUGGGAGUGUGUGUGUGCCUGCACAUGUGAGUGAAAUAUCUACCUUCCUGUGAGGGAGGCCUGUGAGCUUUCUGCCAAUGAGCUUUUUGUAUUUUGUUUGUAACUUGGAGUAAAACAAUAAAGUUGUCCAUACUCGUCAAAAGUG
Molecule: messenger RNA, 2906 nt
Organism: Gasterosteus aculeatus aculeatus (three-spined stickleback)
Lineage: Eukaryota; Metazoa; Chordata; Actinopteri; Perciformes; Gasterosteidae
Gene: hoxb5a
Product: homeobox B5a
Biological process (GO): regulation of transcription by RNA polymerase II; anterior/posterior pattern specification
Cellular component (GO): nucleus
Molecular function (GO): DNA-binding transcription factor activity, RNA polymerase II-specific; RNA polymerase II cis-regulatory region sequence-specific DNA binding
Source: RefSeq, a predicted model, not a curated record